UGAGAUGUUACUCCCUAUAAUUUUGAUGUUAUAGUGUUAACUUUGUAAAAGUCAUCUAGAAUUUUCCAAAACAUAAUUGAAUUUUACCUCUUACAAAACAAGUUCCAUCCCAAACAGACUAAUCAAUGGCCACCAUUGAGGUUGAAUACACGAACAAAGAACUAAAGCACCUAGGGUUUUUGAAGAUCGCUGCUAUUCAUACUUAUGUGUUUAUCUCAUAUCUGUAUGAAUCCGCUAAGAAGAACGCGGGACCUUUGAGAUCCGUUGUUGAAACAGUGGAGGGAGCCGUAACCACUGUUGUUGGUCCUGUCUACAACAAAUUCAAGGACGUCCCUGAUGAUGUCCUUGUUUUUGUUGACAACAAGGUGGAUGAAGCAACCGACAAGUUCAGUGAGCAUGCUACUCAUAUUGCUAAGCAGCUUACAGACAAAACAAAAUUCUUGAUUCAGAAAGUAACACAUGAGGCAGGGAAAGUUGGAAGACCAAGAGCAGCUGUAGAUUAUGUUGCUACAGAGACCAAGAAUUUGCUACUAAUUAAUUCAGUGAAGCUUUGGACUGGACUCAACAAAUUUCCACCAUUCCAUGCAGCAGCAGAGAUGACAAUUCCCACUGCCGCUCACUGGUCUAAGAAAUACAACCAUGCAAUCAAGGACAUGGCUGGAAAGGGUUAUAGUUUUGUUGGUGUUUUUUGUUACAAGUCAUGGACUCGGAGCUGCCCUCCUAUCACUCUUGUCCUGGACUUGGAUGAAACUUUGGUGCACUCUUCCCUGAAACCUUCUGAGGAUGUAGACUUUACUUUCACUGUGAAUUUUAAAUCUGAGGAGUACAUUGUCUAUGUACGCUGCCGUCCUCACCUAAAAGAAUUCCUUGAGAGAGUUUCUGGUCUUUUUGAGAUUAUUAUAUUUACAGCUAGUCAAAGUAUUUAUGCUGAGCAACUCCUAAAUUUGCUUGAUCCAAAGCGGAAGAUAUUUCGCCAUCGUGUAUUCCGUGAAUCUUGUGUUAAAGUGGAGGGGAAUUACCUCAAAGAUUUAACAGUGCUUGGUUGUGAUUUAGCACAUGUUAUGAUAAUUGACAACUCCCGACGGGCAUUUGGAUUCCAAGUGGACAAUGGAAUACCAAUUAAGAGUUGGUUUGGCGAUCCUUCGGAUAAAGAAUUGCUUUUAUUACUUCCUUUCUUGGAGAGUUUGGUAGGAGUUGAUGAUGUCCGGCCCAAAAUUGCUCAAAGGUUCAAGCUCCGGGAUAAAAUUGCUACUGCUGUGCAUCCUUUGAAUACAAAUGGAAGGGAUUUCUUGUCUGAAUAAAUUGUGCAUUGAUGAACAUUGUGUAGGAAAGGAGAGCCCUUUUGUUUGUUGUAACACUUCUUAUAUUAUGAUUUUUUUUCUCUUUCGGUUACUUAUAUUAUGAUAUUAACAACAGCAUUCUCCUUGUCAUUAAAGUUGUAAUGACACCGUUGAACCAGAAAAGGGGUAUAGGAGACUCUCAUCGUUAAAUAUUACCAAAUUAUCUAUCAACCA
Medicago truncatula (barrel medic) is the source of this 1514-nucleotide messenger RNA. RefSeq lists its product as uncharacterized. The transcript is spliced from 6 exons. Gene Ontology annotation, molecular function: phosphatase activity. The coding region runs from base 126 to 1301 and encodes 391 amino acids. Lineage: Eukaryota; Viridiplantae; Streptophyta; Magnoliopsida; Fabales; Fabaceae. The record is from RefSeq and is a predicted model, not a curated record.